Cannabis sativa is the source of this 977-nucleotide messenger RNA. RefSeq names its product small ribosomal subunit protein uS19x. The record is from RefSeq and is a predicted model, not a curated record. NCBI's taxonomy places the organism in Eukaryota, Viridiplantae, Streptophyta, Magnoliopsida, Rosales, Cannabaceae. Gene Ontology annotation, biological process: ribosomal small subunit assembly; translation. Gene Ontology annotation, molecular function: RNA binding; structural constituent of ribosome. Gene Ontology annotation, cellular component: cytosolic small ribosomal subunit; ribosome. Bases 323 to 781 code for a protein of 152 amino acids. The transcript is spliced from 4 exons.
CGUGUGGCAGUAAAAUUAAAAAGUAUUACCCUAAAUCCAGUAUUUUUGUAAAAUGCCCUUCUCUUUUACCAAACCCUAACUAGGCACGUACAUAACAACACAGCACACUACAAUGUGCCGCCUCCCUCCCUUCCUUUCACUAUCAUUUUUCUCUAUCCAUUCUCUCCGAGGCGUGCGAACACCCUUCUCAGGCCAGUGACGAUCUUCUUCGCCGGUCUUACACGCCGUUGCAUUCGCCGGAGGUAAGGACAAAUCUCAGGCAGGGUCGUCGCUCCGUCGUCUUCAACUUAGAAUUUAGGUUCCGAGAGUAGCUUCUGCAAUCAUGGCCGAAGUUGAAGCUGAUGUUGCUGUUGCAGGAGUUCCGAAGAAGAGAACGUUCAAGAAGUUCUCUUUCAGGGGAGUUGAUUUGGAUGCUCUCCUUGACAUGUCUACCGAUGAGCUUGUCAAGCUUUUCACUGCUCGUGCUCGCAGAAGGUUCCAGAGAGGUUUGAAGCGUAAGCCAAUGGCUUUGAUCAAGAAGCUCCGGAAGGCGAAAAGGGAAGCCCCGGCUGGUGAGAAGCCAGAACCAGUUAGAACUCACCUCCGUAACAUGAUUAUCGUACCAGAGAUGAUCGGAAGCAUCAUCGGUGUGUACAAUGGCAAGACCUUCAACCAGGUCGAGAUCAAACCUGAGAUGAUUGGACACUACCUUGCUGAGUUUUCCAUCUCAUACAAGCCUGUCAAGCACGGUAGACCAGGUAUCGGUGCUACCCAUUCGUCUAGGUUCAUUCCUCUCAAGUGAAGGCUGCCAGUUUGCAUAUUCAGUAUUUUUGUUUUGAAGACUUACAUGAAUUUUUGUUUCCCUUUUCUGUUGUUUAAAAGAUUUUGAAUACCAUUAAUUUUGCUCUUUAGUCUCUGAUCAUGGCCUAAAUAUUGGAAGUAUCCUUUUUUACCUUAUACUUUUUUUUAAUGAAAAUUAUAUUUUUCUUUCCGUUGAA